Cricetulus griseus (Chinese hamster) is the source of this 1617-nucleotide messenger RNA. Lineage: Eukaryota; Metazoa; Chordata; Mammalia; Rodentia; Cricetidae. The record is from RefSeq and is a predicted model, not a curated record.
AUGAGGCAGGGGCAGCGGCGCGUGUUCCUGCUGCUGUGCCUGACCGGUGUCACCUUCGCCUUCCUCUUCGUCGGUGUGGUCUUCCUGGGCAGCCAGCCCGACUACUAUUGGUGUCGUGGGCCGCGUGCCACGGAGCUGGCCGAGCGCUGCGCCUGGAGCCCCGAGGAGGAGUGGAACCUCACAGCACCGGAGCUCCGCGCUCCGGCCGAACGCCGAGGCCAAGGCCACUGCCACCGCUACCUGCUGGAAGCCACCAAUGCCAGCACUGAGCUCAGUUGCGACCCACUUGCUGCCUUCCCCAACCGCUCUGCGCCCCUGGUGCCCUGCAGCGGUGACUGGCGCUAUGUGGAGACCCACUCCACCAUCGUCAGCCAGUUUGACCUUGUCUGUGUCAAUGCCUGGAUGUUGGACCUCACCCAAGCCAUCCUGAACCUUGGCUUCCUGGCUGGGGCAUUCACCUUGGGCUAUGCAGCAGACAGGUAUGGCAGGAUAGUCAUUUACUUAAUAUCCUGUUUCGGUGUUGGCGUCACAGGGGUCGUGGUGGCAUUUGCACCAAAUUUUUCUGUGUUUGUCAUCUUCCGCUUCCUGCAAGGUGUGUUUGGAAAGGGGGCAUGGAUGACCUGCUUCGUGAUUGUGACAGAAAUAGUGGGUUCAAAACAAAGGAGGAUCGUGGGAAUUGUGAUUCAGAUGUUUUUCACCCUCGGGAUCAUCCUCCUACCGGGAAUUGCCUACUUUACACCCAGCUGGCAGGGCAUCCAGCUGGCCAUCUCACUGCCCAGCUUUCUCUUCCUCCUUUAUUACUGGGUGGUGCCUGAAUCUCCCCGCUGGCUGAUCACACGGAAGCAAGGAGAAAAAGCUUUGCAGAUCCUCAGGCACGUGGCUAAGUGCAAUGGGAAAUACCUCUCGCCAAAUUACUCGGAGAUCACCGUUACAGAUGAAGAAGUUAGUAACCCAUCCUUUUUAGACCUUGUGAGGACUCCCCAGAUGAGGAAAUGCACACUGAUUCUUAUGUUUGCUUGGUUCACAAGUGCUGUGGUCUAUCAAGGACUUGUCAUGCGCCUGGGAAUUGUUGGCGACAACCUCUACAUCGACUUCUUCAUCUCGGGGCUUGUGGAGCUGCCUGCAGCUCUCUUGAUCCUUCUGACCAUUGAACGUCUUGGACGGCGCCUUCCCUUUGCAGCAAGCAAUAUAGUGGCCGGGGUGGCGUGCCUGGUCACUGCGUUCUUACCAGAAGGGAUACCAUGGCUGAGGACUGCAGUUGCUACACUGGGAAGACUAGGGAUAACCAUGGCCUUUGAAAUUGUUUAUUUGGUAAAUUCAGAGUUGUAUCCGACAACAUUACGGAACUUUGGGGUUUCGCUCUGCUCAGGCUUGUGUGACUUUGGGGGGAUCAUAGCUCCAUUUCUACUCUUUCGACUAGCAGCUGUGUGGCUAGAACUACCUCUGAUCAUCUUUGGCAUCCUGGCGUCUGUCUGUGGUGGCCUUGUGAUGCUUUUGCCUGAAACCAAGGGCAUCGCCUUGCCGGAGACAGUGGACGACGUUGAAAAGCUUGGCAGCUCACAGUUGCAUCAGUGUGGCAGGAAAAAGAAAACCCAGGUUUCCAGUUCUAAUGUCUGA